This is a messenger RNA of Ramularia collo-cygni, 954 nucleotides long. RefSeq lists its product as uncharacterized. Gene Ontology annotation, molecular function: nucleic acid binding; glutaminase activity. The transcript has 2 exons. Bases 1 to 954 code for a protein of 317 amino acids. The record is from RefSeq and is a predicted model, not a curated record. NCBI's taxonomy places the organism in Eukaryota, Fungi, Ascomycota, Dothideomycetes, Mycosphaerellales, Mycosphaerellaceae. Gene Ontology annotation, biological process: pyridoxal 5'-phosphate biosynthetic process.
AUGGCCAUCCAUCCAGAACUCACGCCGGAGCAGCGCGUCGAAGCUUGGACAGUCUCCCAGGUUGCCGACGCCCUGAGCGGAUCAACAAUUUCCUCCGUCGAAUCGCCUCGUCAAUCUCGCACCGUGGCGCUUGAUAUUCCGCUCGACGACGAGGCCGUUCGCGACGAGUCUCCACGUAGGCGAUCCGACGCUGUGCAUACAGUGUACAAGCGACGCGAGCCCAUCCGACGAGACAGCUUGAACAGGCGCGAGACGCUGCUGAAAGGGAAGGAGGGCAGCAGGCGCCGGCAAAGAUGGGAGAAUGAUCGCCUUCUGAGCAAUCCACAUGCAACUCCGCCCUUGCCAAGCGACUGGCAGGUACAGCCCACUCACCCUGUACACCGGGUGCCGUACUUUCUGGCUCCUCUAUGGGAUGCUGGCUAUGCUCGUCAGUCCACCGAACGCAAAAUGCGUGCCGAUGCGGCUAAGGUGCCCACGAAAGAGGAGGCCACUGCUGCCAAGGUCACCCAGCAACUCCGCCUCAAGCUCAAGCGGUCCAAGGGCGCAAAAGGGUUGCUGAUGGAUCUCGAGGAGGAGGUGCGUGGCUUCGUCAGUGCCUGGGAAGAAAAAGCGCGUCAACUCGAGAGCGAAGGUCUCAUUGAGCCUGAUAGCGAGGAUGAGGAGAUUGUGUUCGUUGGCCGCAACGGUGCAAUGAGCGACGAGCGCAAGAAGGAGAGAGAGCAGGAGACGUUGGAAAAGGACAAGCUGAUCUUUCAAGGCCUGUUGGACGACCAUGGAUCGGCGUUUGGCAGGUAUCUUGUUCAUUCAAUCGCCGCCUACUAUGGGCUAAGAACAUGGUCCACAACCAAAGGUCUUGAAAGACAUGCCUACGUCGGACUCCCUUUAGAUUCUACGACACGGAGGCCCAGUCUCACGGGUCGAGGUUUGCCACGUCCAUUGUGGGCCGUGGUAUGA